AUGAGAUGCAACUUUCAGCAAAGUUUAAAAAAAAUUCUUCCAAAGUGUUUAGCAGUUCCCUGGGUGGCAGUGUCGAACCACUUAGAUAUCCCUCCAGUAAUAACACACUGCAGUUAUGCCCUUUACAACUGGCGAUACAUCGACCCCAACCGACCUCGUAAUAUGGACAACUUAGAAAUUUCUGUUAAAAUGACGGGAUCAUGGACUGAGGAUGGAUUUGUAAAAGUUCCACUUCAAGUGGAGUUAGAUUUUGGGAAAGGAUAUCAUGUAAGGCUUUGGCACUGUGUUUGUAAUAAAUAUCCGAAUUUUAACUGGAGCCUGGCAGAUGGCCAUAUAUCUCAUUACUUUGGCCUUUAUUUCUGUAUGAUGAGAUGCAACUUUCAGCAAAGUUUAAAAAAAUUGCUCUGUGCAACUAAAACCGGCAAUAAGCACUGGCUUGAUCGGCUACUUGGCUUGUAUGCACACUUUACCUUUUUUACAUUCCUUGGUUUGGCAGCUCAGUUAACUAGCAUUUUUCCAACCCUAGAUAUCCCUCCAGUAAUAACACACUGCAGUUAUGCCCUUUACAACUGGCGAUACAUCGACCCCAACCGACCUCGUAAUAUGGACAACUUAGAAAUUUCUGUUAAAAUGACGGGAUCAUGGACUGAGGAUGGAUUUGUAAAAGUUCCACUUCAAGUGGAGUUAGAUUUUGGGAAAGGAUAUCAUAGUAUCAUUGAAGGACAGGAGUCUGUUGUGAACGGUGACAGCACAGGAGUGUUGAAAGCCUUGAUGUCACUUGGAGAAACAAUAGUAAAACUCAAGACAUCUUUCCUACGAAUUUAUGAUGUUUGUGAUCCUGAUGAAUUUUAUCACAGUCUGCGGCCCUUUCUUGCUGGGUGGUAUGGCAAUCCAGUUCUACCAGAUGGCCUUGUCUAUGAGGGUGUGAGUGAGACACCAUUACAAUAUUCUGGAGGAAGUGCAGCAGAGUCAUCAGUUUUUCAAGUUCUUGAUGCAGCAUUGGGCAUCUUACAUUCCAAAGAUACAGAUGGUGACCAAUUUUUACAUCGAAUGCGUUACUACAUGCCUCCUAAACAUCGUGCAUUUAUAGAGGCUGUAUCAAAUGGACCAUCCAUCAGAAACUUUGGUGAAUACAUCAUGAUUCCAGCAAACAGAGGGAAAGACAGUAAGGAGCGAGGAAUGGCCUUGAAAGGCACUGGAGGGUCAGGAAUAAUAAGUUUCCUCAAGCAGGUUCGAAAUGAAACUGCUAGCGCUAUUAGUAGUAAUAACAACAUUGACAAACAUUCAUCACAAGAUUCACAGAAACAAGUUAAUGGAAUUUCCAAUGGUAUACAUUAAUUAAAAACACACUUGUUUUACAGAACCAAUCUUAUCUCCUGAGGCCCAGGCUCUAUGAUCAGUACCUGACUCGGUGUGGUCUGGUUAUUAUUUCAAUAUAAUUAUUCAAUUUUAAUUGUAGACAUCAGUCAGCUGAACAACCCUGCACCCUCAAUUCUCAUAAGCGGCCUCCUACAGUAAGCAAUCACUUUUGCAAAAACAAAGAAAAUUUCCUGUCAGAUCACAACCUCUUGUCAGACUGACCACUCACAGGUAAGUCCUGUGAGGGCUGAUGGUUUGGCCACUUGUCAAAUGGUCCGAUUACACUGUGGGAAAAACUUAAAUAUAACAAUACUGCAUGUGAAUAUUCUUAUUUAUUGGGGGAAAAAUUGUUA
This is a messenger RNA of Orbicella faveolata, 1712 nucleotides long. Its product is annotated as indoleamine 2,3-dioxygenase 2-like. The record is from RefSeq and is a predicted model, not a curated record. Gene Ontology annotation, cellular component: cytoplasm. Gene Ontology annotation, molecular function: indoleamine 2,3-dioxygenase activity; heme binding; L-tryptophan 2,3-dioxygenase activity. Gene Ontology annotation, biological process: 'de novo' NAD+ biosynthetic process from L-tryptophan. NCBI's taxonomy places the organism in Eukaryota, Metazoa, Cnidaria, Anthozoa, Scleractinia, Merulinidae.